Messenger RNA from Paramecium tetraurelia, 511 nucleotides. RefSeq lists its product as uncharacterized. Gene Ontology annotation, cellular component: cytoplasm. The record is from RefSeq and is a predicted model, not a curated record. Gene Ontology annotation, molecular function: UFM1 conjugating enzyme activity. The transcript is spliced from 4 exons. Gene Ontology annotation, biological process: protein K69-linked ufmylation. NCBI's taxonomy places the organism in Eukaryota, Ciliophora, Oligohymenophorea, Peniculida, Parameciidae.
AUGUAAACUCAAUCACAACAGACUAAUAUCACGAUCAGUGCAGGACCCAGAGAUGCAUAAUGGAUAGAUAGACUAAAAGAAGAAUAUGCUGCUUUGAUCAACUAUAUAAAAAACAAUAAAAGUGAAGAUAACGAUUGGGUAAAAUUGGAACCAGCAAAUAAAGAAUGCACAAAUUGGAAAGGAAAGUGCUGGGUAGUCCAUAAUUUGAUUAGAUAUGAAUUUGAUUUUUAAUUUGAAAUUCCACCAACAUAUCCAUUGGCACCUAUAGAAAUCGAAAUUCCAUCAUUAGAUGGUUUGACACCUAAAAUGUACAGAGGUGGCAAGAUCUGCAUUGACAUUCAUUUCGCUCCUUUAUGGUAGAAGAAUGCACCCAAGUUUGGGAUUGUUCAUGCUCUAUAACUGGCUUUAGCCCCUUGGUUGGCAGCUGAAAUCCCUGUGUUGAUUGAGGAAGGUAAAAUAAAAAAGGAUUGAAAAUGUAUAUUAAAAUUUAUAAUGUCUAAAAUAUUGAGAU